AUGACAGGUCCCUGUGACUUCACUGUGGACCAGAACUCUCAAGUCUCACGCAUUGAGCAGCCCUGCUGUGGACAUAGUUACUGUAUGGACUGCAUUAAGGACUGCUGGGACCAGGAAGAUCAGAAGAGAGUUUACAGUUGUCCCCAGUGCAGACAGACUUUCACUCCAAGGCCUGUUUUAAACAAAAAUAAUAUUUUUGCUGAGCUUGUGGAGCAAAUAAGGAAGACCGGAGUCCAACCUGUUGCUCCUGCCUCUGCUCAACCGGAGUGUGAUGUCUGCACUGGGAGAAAACUCAAAGCUGUGAAAUCCUGUCUGGAGUGUUUGGUGUAUUACUGUGAAACUCACUAUAAAGUUCACAAUGAACUUUAUCCUGGACGAAAACACAAGGUGGUUGAUGCCAUAGGUCAGCUCCAGGAGCGGAUCUGCUCCCAACACGAGAAGCCACUGGAGGUGUUUUGUCGUACAGAUCAAAGUUGUGUUUGUUUGCUCUGCUUAGCGGACGAACACAAAGGUCAUGAUACUGUGUCAACCUCUGCAGGAAGAAGUGAAAAACAGAAACAGUUGGGAGAGACCAAGAGGAAAUUACAGCAAAGGAUCCAGGAGAGAGAGAAGGAGCUGCAGGAGCUGAGGAAGGCUGUGGGGAUGCUCAAGAGUUCUGCACAGACAGCAGUGGAGGACAGUGAGAUGAUUUUCACUGAGAUGAUCCGCACCAUUGAGAGGAGGUGUUCUGAGGUGAAAGAGCAGAUCAGAGCUCAGGAGAAGGCUGAGGUGAGUCGGGCUGAAGAACAUCUGAAGCGACUGGAGCAGGAGAUUGCUGAGCUGAAGUGGAGAGAUGCUGACCUGAAGCAGCUUUUACUCACAGACGAUCACGUCCAUUUCCUCAAGACCUUCCAGUCAGUCAGCGAACUACCUAAAUCUAAAGACUUACCCUGCAUUUCUGUCAACAAAAGCCUCUCUUUUGAGGCUGUAAGGAGAUCUGUUUCCACACUACAGAGGCAGCUGGAGGAUUUCUCCAAUCUGGAAGCCAUGACGAUUUCUGCAGCCGUGACUGAAGUCCAGGCUAUUUUGCCUUCUGAACCAACAACCAGAGAGGAGUUCCUACAAUAUUCCUGUCACUUCACACUGGAUUCAAACACAGCACACAGACAACUUCAUCUGUCUGAGGGGAACAGAAGGGUGGAAUAUAGAAUUGAGCUCCAGUCAUAUCCUGAUAAUCCAGACAGAUUUGAUGAAUGGUGGCAGGUGCUGUGUAGAGAGUGUGUGUCUGGGUGCUGUUACUGGGAGAUUGAGUGGAGCGGGUUGGUUUAUAUAGCAGUCUCAUAUAAAAACAUUAGCAGGAAAGGUGGCAAUGAUAACAGUUUCUUUGGAAGUAAUGGCCAGUCCUGGAGGCUGAGACUCUCCAGCUCCAGCUAUUCUUUCUGCCAUAAAAAUAAAGAGAUUGACCUCUCUCUAGUGGCCAGCUCCAACAGAAUAGGAGUGUAUCUGGAUUACAGGGCAGGAAUCUACAGCACCUCUGACACAAUGACCCUCCUGCACAGAGUCCAGACCACAUUCACUCACACGCUUUACCCUGGGUUUUGGUUAGAUGCUGGAUCAUCAGUGAAGCUGGUGUGACUCAAAUAUAUAGAUGUUGUUAGCACAUACCUGUAAUUUCCCGCCCAUUAACUGAAGUUUACUUGUUGAUUUUGCUAAAUUUCUUCAGCUAUGAGGUUAAUAUACAUGGGUGGGCUCUACAUGGGAAUUCAUUAAAUUUCUUCAUACUUCUUUAUGAUUAAAUCACCAUCUGAUUCUGAGUCAUUGAGCUAUUGGGCACUACAGUUAAUAUGAGUGUGUAUAAGUAAUUGCAUAAAACACAGUUUAUACACGAUGCGGCUAAUACGCUGGAAAUUACUGUAGUAUCUCACACCAUUUCAUAUUACUUCAUUUAGCAUCACAUCAUUUAACACAUCACUCACAUAUAAGGAUAUGGCAAUGG
Messenger RNA from Alosa alosa (allis shad), 1975 nucleotides. RefSeq names its product tripartite motif-containing protein 16-like. Lineage: Eukaryota; Metazoa; Chordata; Actinopteri; Clupeiformes; Clupeidae. Gene Ontology annotation, molecular function: zinc ion binding; protein binding. The record is from RefSeq and is a predicted model, not a curated record. The transcript is spliced from 8 exons. The coding region runs from base 1 to 1614 and encodes 537 amino acids.